This is a messenger RNA of Acanthaster planci (crown-of-thorns starfish), 7655 nucleotides long. Its product is annotated as E3 ubiquitin-protein ligase RNF217-like. Gene Ontology annotation, molecular function: ubiquitin-protein transferase activity; zinc ion binding. The record is from RefSeq and is a predicted model, not a curated record. Lineage: Eukaryota; Metazoa; Echinodermata; Asteroidea; Valvatida; Acanthasteridae. Gene Ontology annotation, biological process: protein ubiquitination.
GGGUAAAGUUCAUUUCUUGACUCUCAACACUGUUGAAAAAAAGAGAUGAUUUUGGUUAUGUGCAAAUGUGUCUCUUAUUGUGGAGAGACCCAACUACACGUAGACUUUCUGCCUAUGCUCACUGCAGUUAUAUUACUUCUGUCCAAAGCGCAAGUCAGGAACCUUAUAUUUUAAGUUUGUCAAUACCGGUACAUGUAUAUGUCCACUUAAUGCUAAGUGCACUCUGUAUUGCUCACAACUCUCUGUUUUCUGUUACUUUUCAUUUUUGGAGACAAAGUUUAAGCAAUUACAGGAAUCCUUGUGAACUUUAAAAAAAUUGAUUUUUUUGGGUACUGACAAACACUUCAGGAAAAGUGCACCGAUAUGCAUGUACAGAAGUUCCAUGUUAAAUGCCAGUGCUGUUAGCCGGUUAAUUCAAGAAAUAAAUUUUCAACUACAUGUAAAUUGCUAACGCCAAUUUCCAGUGAGACAUGUUCCAGGGAAAAAUGAAAUCGGCUAAGAAACUUGAAGUUGAAACUCUGAAUUAAGAACACUUUGUUCCUAAUAAUAGUAAUAAUUUUAUUCAUUAAUGGUUGCUGUGCCAACUCAAGUACAUGUAUAAUUCUUAAUCCAAAUGUAUAUAUUUGGAUGUAUGGGAGCAUAUACUUCAUAUAGUGCAGGAAAAAAUCAUAUAUUUAUUGAGCACCCAACAGAUUAGCAAGUGGUUUUUAGAUCCAACAUUUCAGUUUUUCUUCUCUAACUGGUUGAUGAGGUGCGGUACUUCUAACAACAUCUGCAGAGCUCUUUGUACCCAUUCCCCCCAAAAAAAAUCAGAAAAGUAAAAAAACAAAGAAGAGAGAAUGAAAUAGUAGUGGUUUCAGUUUCUCUGUGGAUACUGAAACAACUCUGUGCAUGUAUUCAAUGAUUUGGGAUCAUGAGCUGUUGUGAUGGUUGUGGUUUAUGCAUGCAGUACAUUGUAUCCUGCUUUGAACACAAACGAAUAACACAAAUAUGUGUAUUACCAGGCCUGUUGGGAUUCUAGUCUUAUGAUAGACACACACUGUUCAUAAUCUUGUUUCUGUUCCUUUUUCACUUUGUUAAGGAAACAGGGCUGUUGAUUUUUCUGUGAAACGGCAGCCUAACAAAGUUAUAGGUAUUAACCGCAUUGAAGAGAAGUACUUCGCCUCAUCAUUGUCUCAAGCCAACUUUUAGUUUUACUUCAAUUUUUUUCAAUUUUUCCUCUUUCGGGGAGGGGGGGAGAUAUAUUAUUUCUUGAUUUUCCACCAGUGAAAUUUACAUCAUUGAUUCCCAACAAAUGGUGACUCUUGGACAGUGCCUAAAAUUUUUCCCAAAAUGUCAAAGAGUUACUUAGGCCUACCACAUUCCUUACAUCAGCCACUGCACAUUUUAAGAGAAUGCAGAAUCACAUAAUUUAUUGGGAGAAAAUCUUACAUAUUUUUUUCUGUUAAGUUUACAUUUAGUGCCCAUUUCCUGCCACAAACCAGCUCAUACUGAUGACUCGACAGGACAACCUGUCCGACAAGUUGGCUAAAAACGGCUCUGAUGUGUACAUGUACUGUACUUGUUUUCAGUGUACAUGUACAUGUGUACACGUGUACAGUGCAUUGCACAACAGCCACACAUAAUUUAUUCAGUCUGUAAAAGCAUUGUUGCUACCAGUGAACUACAUGUAACAUGUACCAUUACACAGGAUGUUUGUUUACAAUCUGCUUUGCAAGCCUGGUUCACAGACCAUCCAAUGACAUCAUCACUAAUUGUGUAUGGUGCUCUAUAAAUAGCCCAUAAGGAAGCACAUAAAGCACAGUGAGUCCACAAGUUCUUCAGUGGCUCUGCACGUGUCCUAAGUGCAGUAUACCCAUGUAAACUCAAGAAGUGCAAUGUACAUAUUAUAGAGCGUGAGUGCAUAUAGUCAAUGUGGCACUGGUUGACUGAUACUGCAGCCAGGACAGACCCAGGGAGCUGCCAUUGUGCAUACAAAUUACAUGUAUAUGUACAAUUGUACAUGUAUGCUGACUCUAGAUUACAGCUCAGCAUUCAGUCGCUUGAUCCAUUUUUGAAAAGGAUGAUACUGGCUGCUGUGUGCUUUAAAAAUGGAAGAAACACAUUCCUUGUCAGAAGCCCAGGAGAAAAUAGAGGAAUCAGAAAUUCCUGUGAAGCUGGAUGGCAGAGAGAUUGUAAAUGAUGAGACAUCAGAUGGCACAAGCAAGAAAUCCCUGGCUAAGCUGAGUUCCCUGCCCUCCCCGCAGGCCAGCCCAAGCCAGGCCAACCCACUCCGCCGAAGUCUAAGCUACCCGCCUGCCUGUUGUGGCCAUGUCUGCCGCCUCUGUGCAGGGCUGUGUGUAUGCCCCCGCUGCCCACGGAGUGCCGAGCAUGAGGAGGACAAAACUGGAGAGGCAACAGGAGGGAGUGCGUCCACUCGUGCCGCCCGGCCGCGACUGCGACGACGGCAGUCUGGCGGGAGCAUGCGCACCUGCCACCGCCACAAGCUGGCCUGCAUGCGGGACUCCCUCCCCGCUUCCCUGGAGAGCCUGCAGGAAGCAGGUUAUGUCCCUGUUGACACAGAGCCGAGCGUCUCAGCCACUGCGACCACGGCCCACCCGGGCGUCCUGUUCCCCAGGGCUGAGCAGGAGUUUGCCGAGUGUCAGGUCUGCCUGCUGGAGACCUUUGGCCGGCCCAGGCUCUGCUGCCACUUGCAUGUCUGUGACGCCUGCCUCCAGUGGUACAUCCGGGAAAAGGUCCAACACCGCAUCCUCAGCAUUCGCUGCCCCAACCCUGCCUGUAGCGACUCCAUCUGCCGUGAGGAGAUACAACACCACCUUAGCAGCCAGCUCCUCACAAAAUUCCUGAGGUUCCUGAUUGAGGAGAACAGCGAUCCAGAUCAGAAGACCUGCCCACGUUGUAACCACGUUGCCAACUUUCAUCGAGAUGUCUUGAUCAGCAAGCACAAAUCACAUCCAGAUGAGCAGAAGGUGACCUGCCUUUGCGGUAUGCUGUGGUGUUUCCGCUGUCACUCCCCCUGGCAUGAGAAUAUCACCUGUAAGCAGUACCAGAGAGGGGACCGGCUGCUGAAGGAAUGGGCCAAGGAGCAUCACUACGGACAGCCUAACGCCAACCGGUGCCCCAAGUGUAAGGUGUACAUCCAGCGAAGCUCAGGUUGCGACAACAUGACCUGCAGCCAGUGCCGCACGUCGUUCUGCUACCGCUGCGGCGAGCGCUUCUACUACGUCAAGUUCUUUGGCAACCAUUACUCAGCCUUCAGUGUAUUUGGUUGCAAGUAUCGCCUGCUGCCCAAUAAACCAGUCAAGCGCAAGUUGAUUCGGGGCGCCAUCUUUGGAUGCAAGAUCGCUGCUGCUCCUGUCUGCAUCACGCUGGCUGUGGGUGUGGGCUGCGUUCUCCUGGUGGCCCUGGGACCAGCCUAUGCAACCUAUGCUGCCUGCCGCGAGUACAAGAACCGGCGUUACGAGCGCAAGCGCCGGCGCCAGUUUCGCAUGCAUCGGCAGUAUAUGGAAUACAGCCACCAGCUCUACAGCGGAAUGGACAGAGCCCACCAGGAGUUGAAGCCACGGGCCGCAACCCUAAUUGACCUCCCACCUUCGUCGUGGCAACCAGACUUCUCAGAGGACUCAGACACAUGGACAGAGGUAUGAAGAAUAAACAGGAUAGGCAUUUAUCGAUUUAAAUUAAUACAUUUCUUAAUUAUGGCAGGAAGUAUUGAUAUUGUACUCCUGUAACUAAGUUAAUGAAAAGGAAAUAUUGUCAGCAAAUGUACAUGUAAAUGUGUGUUUUCCAUGUAACGUCUGCCCAUGGUUUGCACAUUGUCAUGAUUGUACAUGUAGCAUGUGCUCAUAUCUGCAUGGGGCCUUGUAUGAAGCUGGUUUAUUUGCAGAGUUACAACUUCUGACAAAAAUCCUUUGGUUUCAGCUGUCCAAAAUGUUUGUGAAGGAAACACAUUGUGUCAACACUUCUCAUGCACUGGAAGCCACCGACAGUCCAUUCUGUUCUCUCUCUUUGUGAGAAUUCCUUAGUUCUGUCGAGAUGUAAGCAUUAUCACAUGAUAAAACUUCACCAAUCAGAAUGUGAACUGAUCAAGAUACUCAUGAAUAAAUAUUAGAAAAUCGCAUCAGAAUUAUGAAAAGUUCCCUGAGUUUCUGUUGGUACCCCUUUGUAUAUAAAUAGAGUAUAUGUAUGCAGCGCAUUAUUUUGUUUGUUUUAAGUAUUUAUUUUGUAAAAGACAUUAUUUGAGAUCAUUUAUAUUUGGCAGCAUUCAAAAGAGUGUUUGCAUGUACAUAAUUGUGGAUGAUCGUUUUUGCUUCUUUACCUUUUGAAAAUCUGAGGUAAACCAGUUUGUUGAUGCUACCAGAUACAUGUAAAAGCAUGAUGAAAAAACUGCGAGAGACCGGGUUUUGAUGAAUGGUAACAAUGUCUCAGUGAACAGUCAAUGUGUGUGAUUUGGUACAUUCUGUUGAAAGAUGGGUUUUUAGAAUGCAAGUUGACACCUUUCACUCUGCAGGGUGUUACAAUUCGAAAUUUGUUUCCGAACUUCUACUCAGCAUUCAAUAGAUAGUGUUGUUGCAUGCAAUAGAUAGUGGUAUAGAGAAUUUCCCAAAAUAUCCCCAAGUUGGGAAAAUCUCUCGUGUCAAUGUGGACUGUUAAUUCUUUUGACAUUUUACCUGGCUUUUCUAUAUUUUGAAAAAACUGAACUUCCUUCGCUCAGAAUGUAUUUUGCAAGGAAAGCUGUUACAUGUGUCAUGUUUUAAGCAUUACUCAUGCACUAACGAAGGAUUCAUGUGUGACACCCCUUUCUAACCGAGACACAGUGGAAGUGUAAACAGAAAGAUGACAACACUAGUAUUGUAAGAAACAACAAGCAAAAAUGUUUAUAAAAAGACUGCUAAUUUUGUUGCAAUUGUUUAUUUAUUUAUUUUUAUACAUGUAGAUGCAUGUGCUGUGUGUCUGAUUACAGAUUUCCCGAUAUGGCUGGUCCGUUCUGGGAAAAUCAACAUUCCAUAUGUGAGGCAUGUUUUUAUCAAAGUCCAAUAGUUGCCGAAAUGAAAAGAAGAAAAAAUGAUAUAUACAUACAAAACGAUUUUAGUGUUACAUGUACAUGCUAGUUUACCAUUACACACAUGGAAACAACAAUAUGUACAGAUGUAUACCAGUAGAUUUAUUGAACAGAAACGAGUUGGUUGCUAAGUAAACGACAGGAAAGUUUGAAAUGUGGGUCUUCACAAUCUCCAUUGGAAAAUGUCGUUUGCUGUUCCAAUGCCUUGUGGGCAUUUUGUUCUACAGAGCCAUAGUUGAGCUUUGGAAGUUCAUUUGCUCAUGUAUACAGUAUAUUGUGCUUUGUUGAUAAUUUGCUAUGCAUCACCCACUAAGAGAGCUUCAGAAUUUCUGUGGGUUGUGCCGGUGUUGUUAGCCAAUGCUUAUGGGUGUUUUGCUCUGUAACACUGUCAAGUUGCAGAGUCUUGAAAUUCUGAAAUUUUGAUGGACCCCAACUCAGUAUUUCAGCUGGUUUGUCCUCAGCUUAAGUGCUUCAGUUAACAGGAGUUGUACCUGUAAUUGGUACAUGUUUAUCAUUGGCUUGGUCUGGGACACCUUUAAGCAUUGGGAGUAAAAGUAAACUGUUCCACUUGUGAGUUACAUGUUGGUGUACUUCUUGCGAUUGUUGCAGGUAAGAAAAAUGUUGAGGUCAAAAUUGAGCAGCUUACACUGCACAAAUUUUAAUGAAUUUCACAAGCCUUCAGCGUUCGUAUCACAUACAUGUUCACUGAGAUCAUGUGCAGCCUUGCCAGGGUUUAAAAAUACCCUGCCCCCUCCCCCCGAAAACAAGCCACAGAUGUACAGAAACUGUGGCAGUGACCAUGUUUAUUCUUAGUGGCACAAAAGUGUACAGGUACAUGUAUCUCUUUGGUUCCAAUAAGCUGUGUAAAAUGUUGCUGGAUAGAUGCAUGUGCUUAACAAGAAUUAACAGAGAACCAGGAACAGUCAGUUGGACAUUGACAGUUGGCUGGUAACAUCAAGCCAGACUCUCCAGUGCUCAGCAAAUGAAUUUGUGUACAUACAUGUACCACCACAGUCAAAUUGGCUACUCACAUAUCAGUAGAGAUGCCAACAUUUGAAAAUAAAAAAGUGUAAUCCUGUGUGUGCAGAGCGCGAAGCCCUUACGGCGUGGGGUCCGGGGCCCACUUAAGGGCCCUGGGAAAUUUUGGGUUCUAGAUGCUCUGUGGUGCAAUCUGAGGCAUUUCCUGGCCCUUUUUCCCAACAUAUUUUUCCUGUUUACAGUAUUAAAUGUACAAGUACAUGUAAGUGUGAUUUUUAAGGGAAUGUUUGUGUUAUUAAAAAAAAAUUUUCAGGGCCAUUUUUUUUGAUGAGUGGAACUAAUUGUGCCACAAAGUGGGGAUUCAUUACUUGAGUUGAUAUUUAGUGUAAUGCAUACAUAUUUUAACUUAUCUUUGCCCUCCUAGUGCCGAAGAGAUUGAUUUGUGGCUUGUUUGGCUUUUUGAAGCAAUUGCUUGCUGGGUUUGAAUCGGUGGCAAGGUUUUUUCACUGCACUUUUCUGCACAAGGAGCACUUCCAAUGUUUCCACUGGCUUUUUUUUCGCACCAUUCUGAAAAUACGUUCACAAGUUGCAUUUGAGUGAGGAAGUACCAAAAUUCCAAGCAUCACAGGAGCCAAUACACCGUAGAGAUGAGUCCUAUCUGAUGGAGUGGCCUUGGCCAGUUCAUGCCACUGAGCAUCUAUGCGAUCCAUAGAGAGUAUCUCUGGCUUUAGACUGUCCACCUGGAAGAAUGCAAACUCUUGUUCAAGUUGACUUAACUGAGAACUGUCAGGUAGUAAACAGCUGAACCUGUUUAUGAAGUAGGCACGGGAUGCAUAUGUCUUUUCAUCUAUUGAUUCCAGAUCCACAACUUCAGCAUGAAGUAAAAGAUCGUCAUUUAGGGGGAAUUUGUCGCAAUGUACUGACAUGCAGUCUCAUAAUAGAGAUGCACAGCUGAGUAAAAUGCAGCCCAAUCACAGUGAAUCAGCCGUCCUGUGGGAUUUUCCUCUUUUUCUUUUCUGCAUCAAUGAACUUCCUAACUUGAGCUCCAACUACAAGUCCUGCAUCUACUUUCUGAUUGGAUUUCAGUCUGAAAUUCACCCCACACACAUUUUCACUCUCCCUGAUAACUGCUGGCUUAACAAAUUGGACCAGUAUUUUUUCAACAGACUGAAGAACUCUCUUCGUAAUCUGUGAAUGAGAGGGGCUUCAUUUUGAAGGUAGGUAUUAAAUCCUUCAAACAUAGGAAGUAGUUCAUCAAGGAAGUAGCAAUACAGUUUGGUCUGAGGUGAAACAAAAAGUCUCUUGACCCGCUGUGCACAAGAAUCUGUCAUCUCCUUUGAUGCUUCCGCGGGCUUUUGCCCAAAGGGUCUCUUCCCAGCUGAUGAACUGGUAGUGGUACUCAAAAGAUGCUAUUGCCAAGGAGGUAUCUUCCCAGCUGAUGGAUUGGUAGUGGUACGUGAAGUAUGCUAUUGCCUAGGAGGUUUCUUCCCAGCUGAUGGAUUGGUAGUGGUACUCGAAACAUGCUAUUGCCAAGGAGGUAUCUUCCCAGCUGAUGAACUGGUAGUGGUACUCGAAACAUGCUAUUGCCCAGGAGGUUUCUUCCCAGCUGAUGGAU